This is a messenger RNA of Sinocyclocheilus grahami, 715 nucleotides long. RefSeq names its product synaptobrevin homolog YKT6-like. Gene Ontology annotation, molecular function: SNAP receptor activity. The transcript is spliced from 6 exons. The record is from RefSeq and is a predicted model, not a curated record. Lineage: Eukaryota; Metazoa; Chordata; Actinopteri; Cypriniformes; Cyprinidae. Gene Ontology annotation, biological process: endoplasmic reticulum to Golgi vesicle-mediated transport. Gene Ontology annotation, cellular component: Golgi apparatus. The annotation marks the transcript as partial.
UUGCAAGUUUCUGAAAAAAAAAAAUCCUCGGAUAGUUGUGAGCUGAUUAACUUAAAUACCUUCAGCAAACGUGGACUAUCCUGGAUGCCAGUGAUAUUAUAAUCCCUAAUACAAACCAUAUCGUAUAAUAGCACUCCAGAGACACCGUUGUCAGUUUAGACAAAUAACGUUAAAUAAAAGUCUGAUCUGUUUAGAUUAGCUGUUAGCCGAUUAGCUUCAGUCUUGGCUGUUUUACGCACAGCAGAUCCUGUUCAGAAACGCCAUGAAACUCUACAGUCUCAGCGUCUUGUAUAAAGGCUCAACGAAGGCCAACCUGCUGAAGGCGGCGUAUGAUCUGUCGUCAUUCAGUUUCUUCCAGAGAUCCAGUGUGCAGGAGUUUAUGACGUUCACCAGCGCGCUGAUUGUUGAGCGUUCAGCAUUAGGAAGCCGUGCGUCUAUCAAAGAGCAAGAGUACUUGUGUCACGUGUACGUGCGGAAUGACAAUCUCGGUGGUGUUGUGAUCGCGGACAGUGAAUAUCCCUCCAGAGUCUGCUUCACUUUACUUGAUAAGGUGCUGGAUGAGUUCUCCAGACAGGUCAACAGUAUAGACUGGCCUUCUGGUUCUCCGGCGACCAUUCAGUACACAGCACUGGACAGCCAUCUGGCCAGAUACCAGAAUCCACGGGAGGCUGACGCUAUGACCAAAGUGCAAGCAGAACUGGAUGAAACCAAAAUU